Molecule: messenger RNA, 2008 nt
Organism: Dioscorea cayenensis subsp. rotundata (Guinea yam)
Lineage: Eukaryota; Viridiplantae; Streptophyta; Magnoliopsida; Dioscoreales; Dioscoreaceae
Product: glucosidase 2 subunit beta-like
Exons: 15
Coding region: 34-1821 (595 amino acids)
Biological process (GO): N-glycan processing
Cellular component (GO): glucosidase II complex
Molecular function (GO): protein binding
Source: RefSeq, a predicted model, not a curated record
ACAAGCGCCGGUUUCCGAUCUUCUUCUCCGGAAAUGGGAUUCAUGGGAGCCGAUCUUCGAGCCUCCCUCGCGAUCGCAUUGUUUUCUCUUCUUUGGGUUUCUGGAUUUUCCGUUGUUCCUUCAAAGGAUUCGCUGGGCAUAGCUCCACAAGAUGAGGGUUACUAUAAGUCCAGUGUGAUCCUAUGCAAGGAUAGAUCGAAGAAAUUCACCAAAGAGCAGCUCAACGAUGAUUUUUGUGAUUGCCUGGAUGGAACUGAUGAACCUGGAACAUCCGCCUGUCCAGAAGGGAAGUUUUAUUGUCGGAAUGCAGGUCAUAUCCCUCUUACAAUCUUCUCUUCCAGAGUAAAUGAUGGUAUUUGCGAUUGCUGUGAUGGGAGUGAUGAAUAUCAUAGCCACAUGAAGUGCCCUAAUACUUGUUGGGAAGCUGGGAGAGCAGCUCGAGAAAAUUUGAAGAAGAGGAUAUCAACUUAUCAGGAGGGAGUUCGGAUACGGAAGGGGGAUGUGGACAAGGCAAGACAAGCAUUUGCUAAAGAUGAGGCGGACUUGGCGAAACUAAAAGCUGAAGAGGAAUCACUUAGUGCGCUUGUUCAGAAGCUUAAAGAAAACAAAGAACGGAUAGAGAAGGCAGAGGAAGAAGAGCGUAAAAGAAAAGAGGAGGAGGAAAAGUGGAUGAGGGAAGAAAGUGAGAAAGUCAAUGUGCAAGAAAUAGCUCCUGAAGAGACUUUGCACAGUAAUGCUGAGGCUCUUCAUGCUGAACUUUUAGCUUCUGCAGAUAAGCCUCUUGACGCUCAAGAUGACCCAUCACUUAAAGCUGAAGCUGGUGCUGUGAGUGAGGCUAAGGAAGUAUCCCCUGAACAUGUAACCGAUCAGGUGCAAGAAAACGUUGAUAUGGAGAAGUUGUCAAAGGAAGAGUUGGGUCGUCUUGUGGCUUCUCGAUGGACUGGUGAAAAUGCUGCACAAAAGAUGGAUGUAGAUACUACCACUAAAGAAGAGCAUAAUGAUGAUAAUAAUCUUGAUACAUCAAACAGUGGCAAUGUACGAGGCGAUGAUGAUGAUAGUUAUACUUCAGGAAUAGAUGCAGAUAGCAAGUAUGAUGGUGAUGAUGAUGAGGAGGAGGAUGAUGAUGACGAUGAUGAUGAUGAUAUUUCAGAUGAUGAAUUUGAAGAUGUUGAUACUAGUAGAUCUUUUAACUCUGAUAAUGAUGAGAAAGCUGAAGUUUCAGAUUUGACUAGCUCAUCUACAUCAUCUUGGCUGGAAAAGCUUCAGCAAACCGUCCAAAAUGUUUUACAGGCUUUUAACUUUUUCAAGACUCCAGUGGAAAUAUCAGAGGGUGCUCGUGUUCGGAAAGAAUAUGAUGAUUUGAGCUCAAAGUUGUCAAAACUUCGAUCAAGAAUUGCUCGUCUUACUGAUAUGCUAAAGCAUGACUUCGGAAAGGAGAAGGAAUUUUACUCAUUCUAUGACCACUGCUUUGAGAGCAAGCGGAACAAGUAUAUUUACAAGGUUUGUCCAUUCAAGGAGGCCACCCAGGUUGAAGGCCAUAGUACCACACGAUUGGGGAACUGGGAUAAAUUCGAAGACUCAUACAGAAUCAUGCAAUUUUCUAGAGGUGCGAGAUGCUGGAAUGGCCCUGAUAGAAGCUUAAAGGUUAGGCUCUGGUGUGGAUUGAAAAAUGAGCUUACUGAUAUAGAUGAACCAAGCCGAUGCGAAUACAAAGCCAUGCUUUCAACACCUGCAGUAUGUACAGAAGAAAAGCUACAGGAACUGCAGCAGAAACUAGAACAAAUGAACUCCAAUCAACCGUUGCCGCACGAUGAGCUUUGAACUUUUCAGUAGAGGAUUGUCAAUCUUGGAAGGACCAAGAAUUUUUGAGGCAGCAUGAUACUCGUUUGUGCUCGUGAAGUUUAUAUUUAUUAAGUUAAUUAAAUCAAUAGUUAUUCAAGAGAUUGUACAAUGAUAUUGAUUGUGAAAAAUUGAUGAAAAAAAAAGAAAUUAUUUUGAAUUUGAAUCA